Molecule: messenger RNA, 435 nt
Organism: Pseudogymnoascus destructans
Lineage: Eukaryota; Fungi; Ascomycota; Leotiomycetes; Thelebolales; Thelebolaceae
Exons: 2
Coding region: 1-435 (144 amino acids)
Source: RefSeq, a predicted model, not a curated record
AUGAUGAGUGCUCUUACUACUCUUUCGGAUUUCGUCCCACAGAUGCCACCCAUGGCACCGUCAAUGCCGCCCAAUGGCUUCAUUGAGCUGCCUGUCGUCCCAGGAUAUGUGCCUCCUGAGCUGUUUACCAAUUUCCCGCCAAAUGCUCCUGCUUUCUUCUCGACCAACCUCAGAUCACGCGCUAUUCGACUUGUACCGAAACCGGCACCACAAUAUGCGGUCCGAACCAAUGAUCCAAACGAUAUUUACGAAAGAGCUAAUUUCUAUCGAGAUAAAUAUCCAGAUUUCGUUCAUACUAUCCAAUCUUUGCCGAUUGCCUGGGACGAUCUAUACACUUAUUUUGAUCCCUUGGAUAUCUGGAUGGAGGGAGCCGGCUUCUGCUUCCACGUCAUCCACCGUCUCGCAGGCACCAAUAUCGAGAAAGACGACAGAUAG